AUGAAUGGAAAGAGGCAAGAGUCAGCUCACCGACAUCACUCCCUUGAUGUGCAGCUCAGGUACCUGUGGGGCGGUGUCCUGGGCUUUCUCGCCCUGAGCGCCUCUGUCCCUGGGUGGCUGCAGCUCCUUUCUCUCCCCUCUGAGUCCCCCCAGGACUCACUUUCCCGGGCGGCUGUGGCGGUUGGGCGGAUGCAGCCCCUGUGUCCCCACUCCGAGUCCCCCCAGGACUCACUUUCCCGGGCGGCUGUGGCGGCUGGGCGGCUGCAGCGUCGCUGGUCUGCUCAUGCUAGCGUUAGUCGCUCGGUCGUGUCUGACCCCACGGACUGUAGCCCUCCAGGCUUCUCUGUUGGUGGGAUUCUCUGCAAGAACGCUGGAGCGGGUUUCAUGCCUCCUCCAGGGCACCUUCCUGCAUCGGCAGGUGGGCGCUCCACCACUGGGGCCGCCUGCAGAGGCUGCCACGCGGCUGCGUGCUCCGUUCGCAGCCCUGCAGGUGCAGUCUGGCGCCAGGGCGUGAGCGCCAGAGCUCCUGCAGGGCUGUGCUCCUGGAACCCUCACCUCCAGCAGGAGCGGACGUAG
This is a messenger RNA of Rangifer tarandus platyrhynchus (Svalbard reindeer), 576 nucleotides long. The record is from the annotation of a GenBank genome assembly. NCBI's taxonomy places the organism in Eukaryota, Metazoa, Chordata, Mammalia, Artiodactyla, Cervidae.